GCGUUUGGCGUAGAUCUCACGGUUACUCUGUGUUGGUUUUGCUCUCGUCAUUACCAACUUCAUGUCGACUUAUCGCUCUUUUGGCGCCCAGGAUAGAACUGAUAGCCCGGUUCUUUCGUCCAGAGGUACACAGAGAAGCACCCUCUCUGCGUCCAAAGUCAGGCCAUGGUUUGACAACGAAGGCUUGGAACUUAUAUCUAACCCUGGAAGUGGCAAUGGAUCACGUCGUCAAACUCCUACAUCGCCAACUGAAGCAGAAAUUAAACCAUUCAAACCCACUAAAAGUAGUUUGCAGCACUUUUCAGCUGAUGCGUCUCUUUUAAAUACGGGAGAUAUCAACGCUCUUGAUGACGAAGGCCUCUCUGCUCUUCACCGAGCCAUCCGUCUUGACGACCAGGAGGGUGUAAUGUCUUUGUUGGAUCAUGGUGCGGACGUUAACAUAUCAGGCACCAGUGGACAUACACCCCUCCAUGCUGCUGUUAGGUUUGAAAGAUCUACGAUUGUCAAACUUCUGCUGCAAAGAAGAGCUAAUCCUUUAAAAGAAAACGAAAAUCACGCGACCCCACUUUGUUUAGCUGCACAAAAGGGUUUAACAGAGAUAACUCGCCUUAUGUUGGAUGACUCUAGAGUGGGGCCUUCCGCGAUAAACAAGGGAGAUAUCACGCCUUUUCACUGCGCCUGCUUAGGUGGAAAUCCGGAAGUGUGUGCAUUACUUUUUGACAGUGGUGCCGACAUAACAUGUAAAGUAUUUGGCACAACCCCCGCCCUAACUUUCGCAGCUUGGCAGGGCCAUGAAGAGGCUUGCCAACUAAUCAUCGAGAAAGCUUCUAUAAAACUUCCAUCUCUAAUUGACUUUGUCAACGAACGAGACGAAGAGGGAAAAACUGCUCUUCAGAAAGCCUGUGUUGGUGGUUACGAAGGACUAGUUGACUUGCUUAUACGUAAUGGCGCGGACAGUAAUGCUGUGGACUGGGUAGAAUGCAUGUCUCCUCUCCAUUUAGCAGCUAAAUAUGGUCACUUGGCGGUGGUCGAACUUCUUAUCUUAAAUGGGGCCGUUAUUGACGCCAGAAACGGUCGCCUGAGGACGCCCCUACACUGUGCCGCAGAAUUCAAUCAUGGUAGGAUAGUCGAACUACUUUUGGAGAUUGGGGCUGAUGUAGAGGCCCGGGACACGGCAGAGAUGACACCAUUCCUGCUUGCAGUGACCCAUGCUGCAAGCCACAGUGUACAGGUUUUGUUAGACAACGGAGCAGAUAAAACAGCCGUGGACUCUUCUUUAAACAGCUGCCUUCAUUUGGCUAUCAGUUACUGCAAGACAGAGAUGGUGAAAAUCUUACUAGGGAAAGACAAGGAUAAACUGUUACAGCUCAAGGACAAAAAUUUGAACACUGUGUUCCAUUUAGCUGCUGGCAAGAAAGGUUCAGAGAUUUUGGAAAUUCUUCUGCGAGAGAAAGAGAAAGGAUCUUUAUGCCAGCGUGACGCAAAAGACAGGCUUGCCCUUCACAUCGCGGCUGAAAAAGGCUCAAUCCACUGUGUCGAGGCUCUCUCCAGGUGCCCUGGAUUUUCAUUUCACACCCAACAGGCAGAUGAGAAAGGAAGGACACCUCUUCAUUUAGCAGCUAGCAACAAACAUGCGGAAACAUGCAGAGUCUUACUGAAAAAUGGCGCCGAAGUUUUUCAAAUGGAUUUGAGAGGUUUCACUGCGCUUCAUCAUGCAGUCGAAGCUGGAUCAUUGCAGACCGUUCAAGUUUUGCUGGACUGUCGUUUGCCAAGUACUUUAGAACGAGUAGAUUUAAACAACAACACACCACUUCACAUAGCGUGUAUGCACAAUCAUCCCGAUAUUCUAUGUUUCCUGCUGGACCGAGGAGCUAACGUUACAGCCAAAAAUAAAAGGAACAUGACUUGCCUUGAUGUGGCCAUUGAAUGGGAAGCUAGCGAAGUUGCCACGACGUUAAUGAGGCAUCCAAGAUGUGAAGAGGUGCUCAUUUACUCACCUGACGAUGGUGUCUGCUCAAUGGACAAAUUGAUCGAAAAGCUGCCCAAUGUGGCAGAAAUUGUCCUUGACAAUUGCAUAACUUACAGUCCUCUUCCUCCAUCACACGUAGAUUUUUCUGUCAAGUUCUACCUCAUUCCUCUAGAUCCGUACACGAAAUAUGGAUGCAGCAAUUACUUUGGACCAGCGUGUAUGGCAAAACAUCGGCGAGAAAAGUUGCUGAAUCACAAUGUCACCCAAGCUUUGCUGAGAUGGAAGUGGAUGGUACUUGGGAAGUUUGUUACUUUCUUCAACGCGUUAGUAUUUGCUGUUUUCGUUGUCUUGUUUUCAAGCUUCAUUGUCAAAGAAAGGGAAAAGGUUAAACUUUCACACUCUUCGAAGAAUGAGAUAACAAUUGUUGAGGACAAUGAUAGCUUCCUGAACCAGACGCCAUGGAUCAUUAUUGUGUUUUUAGUUCUGCAGCUCAUCAAAGAGCUUGUCCAAAUGUUUUGGCUUCGGUUGUUGUACUUUACAGAUCUCACAAACUUGUUUGAACUGAUCAUGUUUGCAUUCGUGUGGAUAUUCACCCUCCCAUCCGUAUCGGAAUCGUGUUCGUCUUUGUUCACCACAGCAACGCGAUGGUCAGCUGGGGUACUGGGCUUAUUUAUGUCCUACAUCAGUUUGACAUUAUAUUUUCGUCGUUUUGGGGGACUUGGCUUGUACGUAACGAUGUACGUUGAAGUACUCUUCACCUUUGUCAAAGUGAUAUCUACUUUCAUGAUCGCCCUCACUGGUUAUGCGUUCGUUUUCUUUAUACUACUAAAAGAACAGGGUAACUUCUCAGAUUUUUGGUUCUCAACGGCAAAGAUCCUGGUGAUGAUGGUUGGGGAACUGGAUUAUACAGACAUACUGGUUGAACAUGUUGUAAACAACCAGACAGUACCAGGGACAAGUUUCCCAUAUGUUCCUCUGCCGAGACUGACAUUUGCUCUCUUCUUAGUCUUCAUUCUGAUGGUCUCCAUUGUGCUGGUCAACUUGCUGGUUGGUUUGGCGGUUGGAGACAUUGAGUCUAUCCAAAGGACAGCAAGUCUACGAGCCUUAAUAGACCAGGUGUUUUUAGUUGACACCAUCAUGAAAUCGUAUCCGAGUUGGAUUCUGCGGAGGAUUCACAAAAGUUCGUUGGAAAUAAAACCAAAUCAAAACAGUUUCUUAAAAAGGGUCCUCCUCGCUGGCUCGGAUCUUUCAGCUCGGGAGUUCAUGGAACUGCUUCUAAGUCGCAAAUCAGGUUCGACCACCCCAGCGGAGGAGUGGCGACAAAUUGAGCUGGCAAGGGAGGAAACACAAGGAGAGAGCAUCAGAAACCUUCAGGCCACGGUAGAAGCACAAGGGAGGCUUCUUCAGGCGAUGGCUGAUAGGUUAAGAAUAUUAGAGUAAAAUGUAAUUCCACUGAAAGUUCCCUCUUUAAGAAAAAUCUAAAACACCAGCUUAUGCUUCCCAUCAGUUGUGAAACUUCUUUAGAAAUUUUUGUUAAAUGGUCUGCCAAUAUGGAGGUAGCACUAUUCACCGCAAGCUUUUCGUCUAGUAAGCCGGAUUCUUAAGACGCUUACUAGAAUACGCUUUGUAAAAAUUGAGUAUUAUCAACUAAAGCUUUCAAGAAUUUAUUCCCCGUCAGCUUAUUAUAGACCUUUUGAGUUACUAAUAUAACUAAAGUUAUGCCGUCA
Molecule: messenger RNA, 3696 nt
Organism: Stylophora pistillata
Lineage: Eukaryota; Metazoa; Cnidaria; Anthozoa; Scleractinia; Pocilloporidae
Biological process (GO): monoatomic ion transmembrane transport; proteolysis
Cellular component (GO): membrane; transmembrane transporter complex
Molecular function (GO): monoatomic ion channel activity; aspartic-type endopeptidase activity; protein binding
Source: RefSeq, a predicted model, not a curated record